Molecule: messenger RNA, 1585 nt
Organism: Salvia miltiorrhiza (redroot sage)
Lineage: Eukaryota; Viridiplantae; Streptophyta; Magnoliopsida; Lamiales; Lamiaceae
Exons: 7
Coding region: 151-1212 (353 amino acids)
Biological process (GO): maturation of SSU-rRNA from tricistronic rRNA transcript (SSU-rRNA, 5.8S rRNA, LSU-rRNA)
Cellular component (GO): nucleolus; small-subunit processome
Source: RefSeq, a predicted model, not a curated record
CCUCAGGGCCGGCCCUAGCCUUCACUCUGCUUCAUCUUCUUCCGCUUCCUUCUUCUUCUUCACUCUGCUUCGUGUUUUUGCGUAUCGGUUGGAUAGUUUGUGCAAUCAUAGACAUUGAUAGUUUUUGAAAUCACUUGACCAGCAGAAAGAAUGACAGAGGCACUUAGUUCUACGCCCAGCGAUGAACGAAUUAGUAGAGAAUCUCCACAGCUGGUUGCUCUGUUGAAGGAAAUGAAGGAAGGUUUGGAUAAUGUGAGGAGUAAAAUCGAAUCUUUGACUUCCAAGGUGAAAGCAGGAAAUUUCCCAACAUCAGAUGGUAUAAGCUAUCUCGAGGCCAAGCACUUGCUUCUUCUGAACUAUUGUCAGUCUCUCGUUUAUUUUCUGCUUCGCAAGGCGAAAGGAUUAUCAAUUCAGGGACAUCCAGUUGUUAGGAGUCUUGUUGAGAUAAGAUUAUUCUUGGAGAAGAUUCGCCCAGUAGACAGGAAAAUGCAAUACCAAAUUCAGAAGUUAACAAACACCACCACAACAAUGGCAGAACCAGGUUCGACUGAGAAGGGAACAGAUAAACAAGAGAAGGCGGAGGACUUGUUAAAAUAUCGCCCAAAUCCAGAUUUACUUAUCAGCAAAACAAAAGCAACUUCAGAGGAUGGUUCUGGUGUAUAUCGACCCCCCAAAUUCGCUCCAGUUGAGGAUAAGAUGUCAAAACAAGAGAAAAACAUUUUGAGGAAAGAAGUACAAAUGAUGCGACAAGCGAAACAGAGUGCUUAUGUUAGAGAGUUAAUGGAUGAUCUCCAGGGAAAACCUGAGGAGAUUAGAGAAAGUGUAGGAGUAGAGAGUAGAGAAGCAAUGAAGUACAUGGCAAAGAUGGAGGAACGUGCACAACAAGAAGAGGAACUUUUUACUCGUGCGCCUAUAACCAAAGCUGAGAAGCAAAAGAUGAAGCACUUAACUAAGUCUAGAAACGGGUUGCUUGGUCUCACUGAAAGCUUCUAUGACGAGAUAAAAACUUUACCCCUUGAUGGUAGCGCCCCAGAAGAAAUUACCAGUUUUAACAAUGUUGGCAAUGGAGAUAGGAAAUUUAAGAGGCGCAAGGUAUGGCUCUGUACUUCUAUAACAUUACUUGGAUUAAAUUGUUACUUUCCCAGAGUGAUGGACCAUGAAUCAGCUGCAAAUUGUUUACAGUUUCUUCAUGGAUCCAUCAUUGAAAUCUAGGCACAGAAUCUUGAUAUCAUGAAAUUGAAACUGCUGCUGCUCUGAGCAAUUGAUGGGGCAUAGUCACUGCUCUCAUUUUGUUACCUUCAUAUCAUUAAAUGAUUCAUUUUGCUUAGAAAAUCUCGUAUUAAAAUCUGCGAACCCGUUGUGUUACAGAGAAAGCAUUGAGUCGAGGAUACACCAAGUCAUCAGAACAGGAUGGCAUUUGUGUUGAAGUCUUGCCAAAUACAAGCAGAGAUCAUUGUGUUGGUAGCUUUUCUCGACGUAAUGAGUGUAAUGACUAUAAGUUCAUUGUUUGGCAUCAAGGAGAAGCAUACUGUAAACCGCAUAUAUUGUUUUUUAUUCUUUGAUUAGGCUCAACCUUAUUUACAAA